Molecule: messenger RNA, 7091 nt
Organism: Anopheles stephensi (Asian malaria mosquito)
Lineage: Eukaryota; Metazoa; Arthropoda; Insecta; Diptera; Culicidae
Product: ATP-binding cassette sub-family A member 3-like
Exons: 7
Coding region: 879-5921 (1680 amino acids)
Biological process (GO): lipid transport; transmembrane transport
Cellular component (GO): intracellular membrane-bounded organelle; membrane
Molecular function (GO): ATP hydrolysis activity; ATP binding; lipid carrier activity
Source: RefSeq, a predicted model, not a curated record
UUUUUAUUCAAACGGCACAACGGCGACAGUAAAUUCCUAGAAGCGAUAAAGAUUGCCAAAACGUGUGUACCAAAGCACAUUUAUGCUGAGAAGACCGUUGCUAACUGCAUCUUUCACGUGUGCUUCCGGAUGGGGCGUGCACUUAUCAGCUUGCUUGUCUCAUGAAUCACUAGUUUUAAAGCGGUGAAUUCCAAACCCAUCAAUACCGCACACACUGUCGAAAGGGGCACCACGAACGUGCGCCCACAUGGCGGCUGAUGCAGCUGUCUAGUGACAGAAACACUUCUAGAAGCAGUGUUUGCUACCUGUCGGCCCCUGGGGUUCUUUAUCGUACCGCCUUAUCAGGGUGCCACUGCUAACUUUAUCAAUUUAUCCAUAUAGCAGAUUUCGUACCUUUGACGGUGUUUUUUUUUUUGCAGAAGUUGCUUAAAAUCGAAGCAAAAAUUUUAUCACUGCUAGGUGAUAAGGUGCGAGGUGGAUAAAGAUGGGCUUUGCGUUUUUGCGGAAAUUGGGUUCAGGUGUGGCUGGUUAGUUUGUAGCCGACUACCGACGGAAUAGUACGGUCUUCUUCAAGGCUGGUUCCGGUGCUAGCACCGCAUGCGCCUUUGCGCAUAGUACGGUGUGCGUGAUCAGGUGAUCGAGAGUUCGAGAGAAAUAGUUUUUGACAGGAUUGAAAGGAAAUAACGUCCCAUUUUAAAACCCACCCGAAGUGAAUCUGGUAGAGGUGGUUGUGUACGGUCAACAGCUUACGUGUUGUGCUACGCUUUAUAAUCUCAUUAUCCCGUUGUUCCAAAGUGUGCAGCAGCAAUCCUAGAUUUUCCCACCAAAGUGUCAAAAGUGUGCAGAACGUGUAGUAGUGUUACGCUUAGUAAAACAAAAUGGCCAUCCUUACCGCACAAUCGACAAGCACGGCGGCGGCCACCACGCUCACCCAACCGGCCGGAACAUCCGGUUGGGGCAAGUUUACGCUGCUUCUGUGGAAAAACUUCCUCCUGCACUGGAGAAGCAAAGUUUCCAGCCUGGUCGAGAUCUUCAUUCCACCCCUGUUCAUGCUGCUAAUGGUGGGACUGCGCAGUUUGACCGAGAUCGAACAUGUCCCACACGUUUCCGUGUAUCAGCCGCUGGAUAUCACCAACUUUAGCGCUAUCAGGAGAAAUCUAGUCGUACCGUUCCAAGACACUAUCGCCUACUCACCAAAUGGCCCCGCACUGCACACCCUAAUGGGGCCCGUCGGUGAGUGGAUGAAUAUGGAGGUACAAGGACUACCGAAUGGGUCCGCCCUGCAGGACUUUCUGCUCGGCACCAGUGCGUUCGCAGGAGUCGAGUUCGACAUACGACUGAACGCGUCCAGUAUUCUGCCCCAGCGCUUAAACUAUCGGUUGCGAUUCCCCGGCGAACAGCGGGCCCAAUUCACCGUGGGCCAUAGCUGGCAGACCGAUCGUCGUUGGGGAUCGCGCCCGGACGGAGGAGCACGAUUCGCGGAGGACAGCGACGGUGGACCAUCACCCGGAUACUUCCGUGAAGGAUUUCUCACCCUGCAGCACUACAUCUUCAAAGCGUUUUUGGAGCAGGUGAAAACUAUCGAAGAUCCCGUGCCGGAUGUGUAUCUGCAACGGUUCCCGUAUCCACCGUUCCGGGAGGAUAGCUUCCCCUCCAGCCUGACCACGUUUCUACCCAUCUCGGUGAUGUUGGCCUUCAUCUACCCUUGCAUAAGCAUCGUGAAGAACAUUCUGUUCGAAAAGGAAAAACAAAUCAAAGAAGCGAUGAAGAUCAUGGGCCUCCAGAACUGGGUGCUGUGGAGUUCCUGGUUCGUGAAGUGUUUCGUGUUUACGCAGAUAUCGGUCAUUUUGGUGGUGCUGUUCCUGAAGGUACCCUGGUACUCGACGCCAAACGUGUCCGUACUUACGUACUCCGAUUGGGGUUGCAUCUGGUUGAUCUUCUUCGUGUACGGGAUUGCGAUCAUUACGUUCUCCUUCAUGCUGAGCACCCUGUUUUCGAAGGCGAAUUCCGGUGGUGCCGUGGCGGCCAUCAUUUGGUUCCUAGCGUUCGCACCGUACAUUAUCAUGGUGCAGGACUAUCGUAACUUGACCGUGUCCCAGAAGCUGGGCUCAUCGCUGUUGCUAAACUCCGCUAUUGGGUUCGCGAUGAGGCUGGUCGGAGUGUACGAGGGCACAACGCAAGGUGUACAGUGGUCGACACUGUUCCAUGACAGUGAUGUGGACGAUAUCAACAUCGGACAGAUGCUGCUGAUGUUGCUCGGUGAUGCAGCUAUCUACAUGCUGAUUGCGCUGUACAUCGAGCAAGUGUUUCCCGGCGACUUUGGACUGGCCCAGCCGUGGUACUUCUUCGUUACGAAGCGAUUCUGGUGCGGUGAACGUGUCGCUUCUGAUGAACCUGCAGUUCGCACCGCGCCCAGCAAAACGGACGAUAUUAUCGAGGCGGAACCGAAGGGUCGCAUCCCGCGCAUACAGAUCCGAGAGCUUCGGAAGGUGUACUCCAACAAAAAGAUUGCCGUCGAAGGACUUACGUUCAAUAUGUUUGAAGGGCAAAUUACGGCACUGCUAGGGCAUAAUGGUGCCGGCAAGACCACCACCAUGUCGAUGCUGACCGGUAUGAAGCGUCCCAGCUCGGGAACGGCCAUUAUCUGGGGACACGAUAUAAGAACGGAGAUGAAAUCGGUCCGCAUGUCGCUGGGUUACUGUCCCCAGCACAACAUCCUGUUCGAUGGGUUAACGGUACGCGAGCAUCUUUACUUCUACGGACGUCUCAAGGGACUUUCGAAGCUGCAAGCUCAGUACGAGAUCGAUAAGUACAUCAAGGCACUCGAACUUCUCGACAAGGCGGACGUACGCUCGUCUAGCCUGUCCGGGGGUAUGAAGCGUAAGCUUUGCGUCGGUAUUGCUCUCUGUGCCGGUUCGCGGGUGGUUCUCUGUGAUGAGCCUACCUCCGGUAUGGAUCCGGCAGCGCGCCGUGCUCUGUGGGAUUUGCUGAUCGCGGAGAAAACGCGCCGCACCAUGAUUCUAUCGACGCACUUCAUGGACGAAGCGGACAUGCUAGGCGAUCGUAUUGCGAUCAUGGCGGACGGGAAGCUGAAGGCGGUUGGAUCAUCGUUUUUCCUGAAGAAAAAGUAUGGCGUUGGCUAUCGGUUGAUCUGUGUGAAGAGAUCGGAGUGUGAUGUCGAACGGGUUACGGACGUGCUGCGCAAACACAUACCCUCCAUACAGGUGGAGUCGAACGUUGGUUCGGAGCUGUCCUAUCUGCUGCAGGAGGAACACUCGCGCGGCUUCCAAACGUUGCUGGAAGAUUUGGAAAAGCAAGGCGAGGAGUUGAAGAUUUGUGACUUUGGCAUUUCGCUGACCACGCUCGAGGAGGUGUUCAUGAAGGUGGGUUCCGACUCGACCGGAGUGUCGCAGGUCGGGGAGGAAGCCAGUUUGCACAGCUUGCAUUCGUACAGUACCGGCACGGACCUGGAGUCACGCACCACGAUCGACGAUUACGAGCUGCUGGAAGGAUCGCGACUGUUCUUCUACCAGCUUUGGGCACUGUUUCUCAAGAAGAUCUACCAGACCUAUCGGAACUGGUUCUUGCUGGUGGUGCAAGUGCUGAUUCCGGUACUGUUCGUAGCGGUAACGAUCGCCGUGGUCCGGAACUGGGGAGGAUCGGGAAAUAUGCCACCUCGCGCGAUAGGAUUGCGCUUCUACAACCCAUCCGUGACGCUUAUACAGAUGGAGCCGGAAGAUCAGAUUGGUUCGCUUCAGCAAAGAAUUCUGGACAACUACGUGCGACUCUUCCGCAGUAAGCCGAGCCUACCGCUGCGCCGCGAAGAGUGGAUGGAGGAAACAUUUUUACAGUUUGCCAACACGAACCUAAUGCUGGUAAAUCGUCAGUUUAUUGUUGGCGCUGGCAUCCUGAACAAUAAUCUGACCGCUUGGUUCAACAACGAAGCCCUACACUCGCCACCAGCCGCGUUACAGAUGAUGCACAAUGCACUGCUCACGACGUUUACCGAAUCGCCGGGAUUCAACAUUUCCCUCACGAACUUCCCGCUGCCGUACACCGAUGAGACGAGGCUCCAACUGAUGCGCACGUUCAACAAUUUAGGCUUCCAGCUGGCCUACUACACCGGUUUUGCGAUGUCCUUUGUGGUGGGAUUCUACGUCAUUUUCUACAUUCGUGAGCGUGUCACGAAAGCUAAGCUGCUGCAACUCGUAAGCGGUGUUAACCGACUGACCUACUGGUUCACCGGCUUCAUCUGGGACUAUCUGACGUACGCGUUCGUGUGUAUCUUCAUCAUCAUCACCGUGGCCAUCUUCCAGGAGCCCGGGUUUAGCACCGGUGGUGAAGUGUUCCGCCUGUACUCUGUCUUUCUGUUCGUAGGAGUCCCGGCCCUACCACUGACGUACAUCGUUACGCUCUACUACAACGUAGCACCGGCAGCAUUUAUCAGAAUCAGCGUGGCGUACAUCGUCACCGGUACGGCGUUGUUCAUCUUCGUCUAUCUGCUCGGUACGGACAUGUUCGAGCUGGAGGAACUGUCCGAGGUGCUGUCGAACGUGUUCCUAAUCUUUCCGCACUUUGCCCUGUGCGAUGCGAUCGUCAAUCUGAGCCACAUGUCCGUUACGAUCGAUACUUGCGAGGCAGUGCGACCGCCCGGCGUGACACCGCUUCCAAUCUGUGAGGAAGGUCUGUACUACUACCAGUGGGAACGUCCCGGCAUUGGACGCCAUCUGUUCUACUGUCUCACGAUGACCGUUGUGUACUUCGUGAUACUGUUUGUGCUCGACUUUAAGGUGUUAAAGCUGAUCGUGCAGAAGGUGCGCGAGUGGUACCAUCGCAAACACUACAAAACGAACACGGGCUCAGGUGCGGCUGAGAUCGAUUCGGACGUGAGAAGGGAGAAUGAACGGAUAGCCGCCAUGUCGGUUGAGGAACGAUCGCGCACCAACCUGGUAGCGCACGAGAUGACAAAGUACUACAAUCGAUUCCUUGCCGUAAAUCAGCUGAGUGUGGGCAUUAACAGUUCCGAAUGCUUUGGGCUGCUUGGUGCGAACGGUGCCGGCAAAACAACCACCUUCAAGAUGCUGUCCGGCGACGAAACGAUCUCGUUCGGCGAUGCCUGGAUCAAGGGUCACAGCUUGAAGAGCGAGUUGAAGAAGGUUCACCAGCACAUCGGCUACUGUCCCCAGUUCGACGCACUGAUCGAGGAUCUUACCGGGCGCGAAACGUUGAAGCUGUUCUCGCUGUUGCGUGGUGUACCGCGGCUUAACAUCCCGAUCGUCAGUAUGUACCUUGCGCGUGAGUUCGGCUUCGAGAAGCAUCUGGACAAACAGGUUAAGGCGUACAGUGGGGGCAAUAAGCGUAAGCUAAGUACCGCCCUGGCCAUGCUGGGCAAUCCGUCGGUGGUGUACCUGGACGAGCCGACGUCCGGGAUGGAUCCGGGUGCGAAGCGUAACCUUUGGAACGGUGUCUGCCGGGUGCGGGAUAGUGGCAAAACGAUCGUACUUACCUCGCACAGUAUGGAGGAGUGUGAGGCACUCUGCACCCGGCUGGCCAUCAUGGUGAACGGGGAGUUCAAGUGUAUCGGGUCGACGCAACACUUGAAAAACAAGUUCUCGCAGGGCUUCGUGCUGACGAUCAAGGCAAAGCGGGUGGACGGUGGGGGAAAGGGGAAGGAGAGCGACACGCUCGAUCUGCAGAACAUUAAGGAUCACAUCGUCACACAGUUCCCGGAUUCGCAUCUCAAGGAGGAAUACCAGGACCUGCUGACGUACUACAUCCGCUCGAAUAGUAUGAAAUGGUCGCAGAUAUUCGGUGUGAUGGAACGGGCGAAGCAGCAGCUAAACAUCGAAGAUUACUCGAUCGGACAGACGAGCCUGGAGCAGGUGUUCUUAGCUUUUACCAAGUACCAAAGAGAGGAGUAGCAGUGGCAAAGCAGACUAGGAGGAUCAACCGAAGGCAGUAAGGCGAUAGAUUAAGCAAAUCCUAUUUUAAGAGUAUGUCCUUUGUUUUGUCAUCAGCUUUGGUGAACCGAUAAAGUUAAAGAAGAAAAGAAAAAUAUAACAACGAUCAAUUUUACGAUAAUUUUCUUCUUUUGUUGAUUUGUGUGUUUUGUGUGUUUAAAUCUACGGCUGUAAGAUAGAGGAUAGAGGUCAUGUCUACUAUGUGUUCCUUCUAGGAGAUACUAGACGUGUUCUGCACUUCUGGCUGUCCGAAACGUACCAGGAACCGCCAGCUGUUCUGCUAUACGUUGUCCUAUAGUCCUGCUAUACGUUGGCUAAGUGUGUGAUUAGAGGGAGUGCUUGCUGUCUAAAACCCUACGCGCAACUACGCUAUAGCUCAUUCUCAUUCGGUGCGUUCAACGGUUACCCCGAGCAGGAUCAUCUCCUCCUGGGGGGUUCAUAAUAGCGAUCGCGUUUCACUCCGUUUCAUCAGAAUACUUCGGCAAACGCUGGCCAGCUUAUGCAAUGCAUUUCAUAUGAAACUUCCCACCUCCAACGGAGCGUUAUCUCCGUAUUCCGAAGGUUUACUAAAACGUCACAACAUCGAUAGCUACCACCGCUACUGCCGCUAGAGCUAGUAGCAGCGGUGAGUGUUAGAUUAUUACCAAGGCAAACACGAAAUAUGAUGACGUGAUAUACAGCGUUACAAUCGUUUACAACUUCUGGGACCGGUCGGACGGGUACUAUCCAACCAACAAUAUUUACAGACAUCAAUGCGGUUUAACAUCAAUACUCGUUGUAGAAACGGAUGAUGGAGGGACACGUGCCAAUAAACAUGUAAACGUUUCGUUUUAGUUUGGCAACAGCUACACCUAUUACAAAUGGAUACAAAAUGGGAGACAAAGUUACUCUUAUACACAUCUCGCUAGUAAAGAUCAAAAUCAAGGUACUGGAUUAGAGCAAUUGUACAGUUUGACAGGAAGGGGGAGAACGGGAGACCAAUGUUGCUCUCUGUGAUGUGAUGUGCGAGACAGCGUUUUAUAACACGCUUUCGUUGUUUUCUUCUUCCAUCGCGUGAUAGUACGGUACACUUAGCUUUGCGUCGUAGUACUACUACUAUUCGCGACGAAUAAGGUCGCAUCCAUCGCCGGC